Apiotrichum porosum is the source of this 177-nucleotide messenger RNA. RefSeq lists its product as uncharacterized. The transcript has a single exon. NCBI's taxonomy places the organism in Eukaryota, Fungi, Basidiomycota, Tremellomycetes, Trichosporonales, Trichosporonaceae. The record is from RefSeq and is a predicted model, not a curated record. The coding region runs from base 1 to 177 and encodes 58 amino acids.
AUGAGCCCCUGGCUUGCCGAGUUCACCACCGACCUCGGUACCAUGUUUGUCGACUUUUGGACGACUGUCCGCAACUAUUGGGACGAGAUCCUCGACAAGCUUGGCGGCAUUGGAGGUUCGCAUGAGCCCAACGGCUGGCGCGCGUUGGCUGCCCGGAUGACCGCUAGCGGACAGUAA